CUUACUUCUAUAGUAGUGGAGGGCGCUCAUACUUGAACACACACACACAAAUGUUUACAGGCCAUAUUGCCCUUGGGCUUUUCCUCUACUCCCUCUAUCCAUCCCUUCCCCCCGAGAUCCCCCUCGUGGGCUCAGCAUUCAUUGAUCUAAUCAAUGGCAUCUUGCUCUUGUUAUCCGUGGAUCGCAUCUCACCUGCCCCUCACCUCUCCCUCGGCGUGACCCUCGAUUUCAUCGACUAUGAUCAUUCCUUAUUGGCAUGCAUUGCAUGGGGGGCCAUGUAUGCUGUCAUGGUUCGCACGAUGGUGAACAAGGAGCACCGCAACACGGCCGCUUUGCUUGCGUUUGGCGCUGUCGUGUCACAUUGGGUCUUGGAUUACUCUGUGCAUCAAAAGGAUUUGGCAAUGUAUCCCGGGUCGACUCUCAAAUUUGGGACAGAGUUGUGGGAAACACAUCCCUGGAGUGCUUGGUCGAUGGAAGCAGUCUUUUCGCUUGGGUUGUGGGCGGCAACCGCUAAAAACCUCAGGCUGGACAAAAGCAAGUCUCUCAAGAUGGCAUGCGUUUUGGGACUCCUUCAUUUGAAUAUCGUCCCACCACCCGGAGUGAAUCCGAUGCACAUCAUGGUGCACAGAGUGGAUACAAAUUGGUUGCGGCCGAUCGGCGGCAUUGCGAUUUUUUCGAGCUUUUUGAUUGCGACAUUGGGAAUGUCAAAGGUCUUGAGGCAGUGGAGUACGGCUCACAACGUGAAGGAAGCGAUAGCCAAGGCGCGAGUGAAAAAGACUCGCUAGAGAGACAUUUCUUUUUUUAUAGGAUCAAGGUAGACUAUAGUCCAGUAUCCGGGUUUGUGAUUGCAUCAUUCUCGGUACUAUCUGCAUUAGCAAUUUCUUGCUCUAGCAGUCUCUGUCGCAAUUGUCGGGACGCGAAAGAAGCGGUAGCCAAGGCGCGAGUGAAAAAGA
Molecule: messenger RNA, 953 nt
Organism: Spizellomyces punctatus DAOM BR117
Lineage: Eukaryota; Fungi; Chytridiomycota; Chytridiomycetes; Spizellomycetales; Spizellomycetaceae
Exons: 1
Coding region: 51-785 (244 amino acids)
Source: RefSeq, a predicted model, not a curated record